AAAUGUAUUUAAUGUUUUGAAAAUUAUUUAAAUUUAUUAUAUUUUCACCUGUAUGGUUGCUUCCUCUACUGUUUUCACUUUACUAUCAAAAGCCAAUCGGUGCAACCCAUAAGCUCCGGCGCCGGCGAGAAUGACUCCGGUAUCAUCAAAGCUAUACGCGGAUGACGUCAGCCUAUUAAUGGUUCUCAUCGAUACAAAUCCAUACUUCUGGAGCUCAAUGAACAACAACACUUCUUUCACUUUCUCCAAAUUCUUAUCUCAUGUUCUUGCUUUCUUGAAUUCGAUACUGUUAUUGAAUCAGAUGAACCAAGUGGUAGUGAUUGCAAGUGGGUAUAAUUCAUGUGAUUAUGUAUUUGAUUCUUCUACUUCUUCAAUGCAAAGGGCUGAGUGUUUGUUGGAGAAACUGGAGGAUUUUGUGGAUAAAGAUGAGUCUUUGAGUCGAGAAGAAUCCGUUGAUGGUGUUGGAUUUUCCUUGCUUUCUGGUUCACUUUCUAUGGCUUUGUGUUAUAUUCAACGGGUAUUUCGUUCAGGACCUCUUCAUCCACAACCUCGGAUAUUGUGUCUGCAUGGAUCUCCAGAUGGGCCGGGCCAAUAUGUUGCAGUCAUGAAUUCAAUUUUCUCAGCUCAACGUUCAAUGGUACCCAUUGAUUCAUGUGCAAUAGGAUCUCAACAUUCUGCUUUUCUUCAGCAGGCUUCUUACAUAACUGGUGGUGUAUAUUUGAAACCUCAAGUAUCAGAUGGGCUGUUUCAAUAUCUCUCUACAGUUUUUGCGACUGAUUUACAUUCUCGGGGCUUUUUGCAACUUCCCAGACCUGUAGGAGUUGACUUUCGCGCAUCGUGCUUUUGUCAUAAAAACACGAUUGACAUGGGUUACAUAUGCUCUGUUUGCUUAUCAAUCUUCUGCAAGCAUCACAAGAAAUGCUCAACUUGCGGGUUCACUCUCAUGUUUUCCUUCAAAGAAUCUCUGGCUUCUCACCUUCCAGACCGCCCACCAUAUAUGAGAAAGGAAUUGGCAGUAUUGGUUACUGUUUUGUAUCAAUCAACUGUUUCUUAUUCCCUUUUUAGUUGGAAUUAGCUAUUUGAGUCCUUUGUAUCUUCUGUUAUAGUUUCAUAUUAUUUGCAAGGACAAGGGUGGCAUGGGCGUAAUAAUGUGUUUAUUAGUUAUCUGAUUUUCACAUUUUUGUUUUGCGACAUAUAAUGUGUGCUAUUCCUGGAAGGGAUAGUAGGUGCAGUUAAAAAUUCCUACUCAAGAACCAGAUGUGACUGGCUGGAUGUUUUGCUGUAGAAGGUGAAAAAUAUGGGACCUAGAUAUAAGUAGAACAUAUAGUAACUGUGCCCUACACUGUUUUUUAUAUAUAUAUAUAUAAAAAUUAUUUGCGGUAGUCUGCAACAGAAAACUAGUUCUCAUUCACCAGUGAUGUCUCUGGUAAGCUGAAGCAAUGCAUUGACAAAAGAUGUGCUCUAGCAUUUGAUUUGUUGUUGGCGUUAUCUUGCUGAAGGGAGAAAGAUGCGGUACAUGCAUAUUUGCACUAUAAGGAACUUAGUAUCAACAAUCAGCGAAGAAGAACUCAUAAAACCUAGAAGCUGAUGCAAUGUUACCUACCUUGCACUUUCUUUAAAUUAUGCUGGUAACCUUUUUAGUUUUUUGCAUUCUGCUGAUGUUUACCAACUGAAUUAUUCAAGAGAAGAUGCAUGAACAUCACUCGACUCGUUAGUGCUAAUGGAUAGCUUGUCAUCUACAUUUUGAGGAUUCUUUUCUUGUUUCCUGAGAACAUUCAAGACAAAAACCAAAGACACAGGAAAAAGGGUUGCCAAUUCCAAUUCAAUAUGGUAUUAGUUUAUCAUGUAGCAGCACCGUAACUGUUCUACAAUGCUCACUCCACUGAUAACUCAAUUCAUGUAACACUGGAUGUUUGAGUUUGCUAUUCUAAUUUAUGAUUCAUGCCAUCAA
Capsicum annuum is the source of this 1951-nucleotide messenger RNA. RefSeq names its product general transcription and DNA repair factor IIH subunit TFB4. The coding region runs from base 131 to 1075 and encodes 314 amino acids. Gene Ontology annotation, cellular component: transcription factor TFIIH core complex; transcription factor TFIIH holo complex. The transcript is spliced from 10 exons. Lineage: Eukaryota; Viridiplantae; Streptophyta; Magnoliopsida; Solanales; Solanaceae. Gene Ontology annotation, biological process: regulation of DNA-templated transcription; nucleotide-excision repair. The record is from RefSeq and is a predicted model, not a curated record.